GGCGGGGCGCUGUACGCCGGAGCUAUAUGGCCGUAAGGGAGGGAAAUGAGGGGAGGCUAAAGAGGAGAACCGCCGCCGGGAGGAGAGCGGGAGGCCUUUGGAGCUGCCGGGAGGGCGGGCGAGUGGACCCUUCGGGGCCCCGCUUCCCUCUCUCCCCGGUGGGGAAAGGCUCCUGAGGGGGCUGCGCUUCGCAGGACGAGGCCAGCAGCAGCACCAGCAGCACCAGCACCAGCACCUCAGGCUCCGUCGGGACUCGGAGGCGGCUGCGGAGCCGGAGGAGGGGCCGAAUUCUGUGCCUAUGAUCCAGCAUGGUUGGUAGCCCUGUGGACGUGAUACUCUAAUUCUCCCACCCCUAGUUUGGAGGAACUGAGCACUCACAAAAGGGAAUGUUACGGUGGACAGUACAUUUAGAAGGUGGGCCCCGGAGAGUAAACCACGCGGCUGUGGCUGUUGGACACAAAGUCUACUCUUUUGGAGGCUAUUGUUCUGGGGAAGACUAUGAGACACUCCGACAGAUUGAUGUUCAUGUAUUUAAUGCAGUCUCUCUGCGCUGGACCAAACUGCCCCCAGUAUGGACGAAUAGCAAGGACCAUGUGAGGGAAGUUCCCUACAUGAGAUAUGGACAUUCUGCAGUGCUCAUUGAUGAUACCAUCUAUAUCUGGGGAGGCCGCAAUGAUACUGAGGGAGCCUGCAAUGUCCUGUAUGCUUUUGAUGUCAGCACGCACAAAUGGUUUACACCAAAAGUUUCUGGAAUGGUUCCGGGAGCAAGAGAUGGACAUUCAGCUUGUGUCUUGGAAAAGAGCAUGUAUAUCUUUGGAGGUUAUGAACAACUAGCUGAUUGCUUUUCAAAUGAUAUCCACAAACUGGAUAGCAGCAACAUGGUGUGGAGUCUGAUCUGCGCUAAGGGCACACCAGCUCGCUGGAGAGACUUCCACUCAGCCACUAUAAUUGGGACAAAGAUGUAUGUGUUUGGGGGAAGAGCAGAUCGCUUUGGGCCAUUCCACUCCAACAAUGAGAUCUACUGUAAUCGAAUCAAAGUAUUUGACACAGACACAAACUCCUGGCUAGACUCGCCUCCCACUCCCCUCCUCCCUGAAGGCAGAAGAAGCCAUUCAGCAUUUGGCUACAAUGGAGAGUUGUAUAUAUUUGGUGGCUACAACGCACGUCUGAACAGACACUUCCAUGACCUUUGGAAAUUUGAUCCAGUUUCUUUUACCUGGAAGAAAAUUGAUCCCAAAGGGAAAGGACCAUGUCCUCGCCGCAGGCAAUGCUGUUGUAGAGUGGGGGACAAGAUCAUCCUCUUUGGAGGCACCAGCCCAUCCCCAGAAGAAGGUAUGGGAGAUGAAUUUGACCUGAUGGAUCACUCAGACUUGUACAUCUUAGACUUCAGCCCAUCUUAAAAAACACUGUGUAAACUGUCAGUGAUCCAGUACAACCUGGACCAGUCCUGCCUUCCUCAUGAUAUCAGAUGGGAGCUUGCAGCAAUGACAACAAACAGCAACAUCAGCCGGCCAAUCUUCUCCUCCCAUGGAUAACCUGGUCUCCUUCUCCCUCUCCCUUGCACCAAACCCUUGCCUUGCAGACAUUUCCUGUCUCCCUCGCUGUGCAUGAAUGUUUAGCCUAUUGGGGAAAGGGACACUGCUUCACCACAAAGGAUUUCUUUGCUGCCCAGCACUAGGAGGGCUGCCCAUCCUGUUGCCACACCUGCCCAGCUGUAACUUUGUCAAGACCUUGGCCUGAAGGCGGUAUGCACUCAGAACUGGAUGGCACACAUUACAGAGAAGGAAAGCAAGUGCUUUUGCUGUCACUGCUGGAAGCUACAGUUUAUACCAAUCUUUUGGUGUAGUACAACUUGAAUUAAUAGGAACAGAAGAAAAGAAACAAAAAUCUCAGGACUUUCUGGUGUACAACCACCAUAAGCUUCACAUCAUGCAGGCAAACAAAGCAAGAACUUUUUGAAGCUCUACUUCUGUAUGUCGCCAGCCAUUUUGAGUGCCUAGCCCUCAGCAUUCACCUAAGGGCUGAACUGGGUGCCCUGUGUUAAGCCAUGUUCUCUGCUCUGGGCACAGAAACGCAUGCCUGGUCUUUCACAUUUUAGAACUUGGCUGGGUUUGCCCUCCCCAGUAGGCAUCUAGAGGAACUUCAUAUAUGAUGCUCAAGCACUUGCUGCCUUUACAGUCAUUCAUACUUCUCUGAGAUUAGAGUCUUGGCUGGAAUUGGAGGUAAAUGAUGACUGAAUAGCAAGGAGUGGCCAUCCCAUAUCUUGAAAGACGGACUAUCUGUUGGUGCAGGAGGUGUGAAGAUCUGAAAUGCUGCAGCCCAGUUUGGUUUGAAAUGUACAAGCAGCAGCUCUGAAUUUAUAAAUACUGGAGAGGAAAGCCAAACUGAUAAA
Molecule: messenger RNA, 2392 nt
Organism: Sceloporus undulatus (fence lizard)
Lineage: Eukaryota; Metazoa; Chordata; Lepidosauria; Squamata; Phrynosomatidae
Gene: KLHDC3
Product: kelch domain containing 3
Cellular component (GO): cytoplasm
Molecular function (GO): protein binding; chromatin binding
Source: RefSeq, a predicted model, not a curated record